GCCCAAUAGAGACCACACAAGACACGAUGGCGCCUCUACUCCCCCGGAUGCAUCUGUUUGAGAUCGAUGACCAGCCAUGGUUCCCACCGUGGCUUCGGUCAAAAGUCCAAGCAGCUCUGACAAUAGCUUGGACAACCCACAUUCCAUUCCUUCAAGCUCAAUCCCCCGCCCAAACUGUUGCCAACCUUCUCUCCGACACGCUCGGCCAAGCCGUAUUCGACCAUGUCUUCAUCGACUUCUGCGCCGGCGGCGGCGGUCCCACGCCCUCAAUCGAGCGCCAUCUAAACGCCACUCUCCCGCCCUCCUCCCAACAAAACGAAAAAGACGGAGUCCAAUUCAUCCUCACGGACCUCCACCCACACGUGCCCGACUGGAAGAAAGCCGCGGCCGAGAGUUCACACCUCAGCUACGUCGCGGACCCUGUCGACGCCGCCAACGCGCCCGCCGACCUGGUCGGUCAGUACAAGGACAAAGGCAAGAAGGUAUUCCGGCUCUUCAACCUGGCCUUCCACCACUUCGACGACCCACUGGCACGCGCCAUCCUUAAGAACACGGUCGAGACCAGUGACGGCUUCGGUAUCUUUGAGCUGCAGGACCGCACCCUGCUCGGUAUGCUCCCGCCCAUUCUCUUCGGCAUCGGCAUCAUGCUACUGGCGCCCUAUUACGCCCUCUGCGUCUGGCACGCGCCCUGGACGCUGGUGUUCACAUACCUGAUCCCCAUCCUCCCCUUUGUCUUGGUGGCCGACGGCAUCGUCAGCGCCCUGCGCACGCGCACCCCCGAGGAGGUGGCCCAUCUGCUGCGCACGUGCGGGGCCGAGGGCGGACCAGCCGAGAUCGAGAAGUGGGAGCUGAAGAGCGGAAAGAAGACAUUUAUGUGGCCGAUUGGUAGGGUCAACUGGAUCAUUGCUACGCGAAAGAGGUAAGACCCGCCGUUCGGUGCGUGGCCGUGCACUCACAAUGUCGUUUUGGUGGUAUGCGGCCAAAGUCAAAAGGUCAAAAUGCAUGCAUGUGGCUAGCAGGGGCUCGCCUGUGAAGGGAAUUGGACUAUUCAGUUGAGGUGGUUUCGUUUGGGGGAGGGCCGGAUCGGAUUCAUCCAUACACUGAGCCGCGUAACGUCACUAAACCGGUGACUCUGUCUGAGGAGCUUAUACCCCAUCUUUGAAGGGGGUUGGGAGUUUUGGAAGUUUCUCCGUCGUUGAUAUUGUUGUCGUCGCGAGAAAAAGUGAAACUCUUUGUCAUUUAGAUCCCUGGCAUGGAUCCGAACAAGCAAAGCUUUGUGGUUCUGUAAUUGUAUGGCCACUCGAGGGCCAGAGAUUGUCAGCGACCUGACCCACGAGUUUUACCUACCUACCCAUAACUCCACGGUAGCAUUGAGGAAGAUACAGGGCUUCCAUGUCGAUCGUCUGAGAGUGGCGGUUGCCUUUAAGACUACAGUUACUGAAGCGGCAGGGUCGUUGACACGAAGAGCACCAGUUUAAAUGGUCGAGAAGGGGGUGUGGGAAAACUCGAUAUGUCCAAGAAUGUACAAAAUCAUUUUAGGGCUAAGCAUCCGGGAUUUUAACAAGAGAUAAGCGAACUUACGUGAC
Neurospora tetrasperma FGSC 2508 is the source of this 1586-nucleotide messenger RNA. RefSeq lists its product as uncharacterized. The transcript is spliced from 3 exons. Bases 27 to 923 code for a protein of 298 amino acids. The record is from RefSeq and is a predicted model, not a curated record. Lineage: Eukaryota; Fungi; Ascomycota; Sordariomycetes; Sordariales; Sordariaceae.